Messenger RNA from Aureobasidium vineae, 1776 nucleotides. The record is from the annotation of a GenBank genome assembly. NCBI's taxonomy places the organism in Eukaryota, Fungi, Ascomycota, Dothideomycetes, Dothideales, Saccotheciaceae.
AUGGCGAAAGAAACCAAGGAUCUGGAAGCCGCCAUCCACGACCAGACAAACCUGGUACCAUUACGGGAGCGCUUGACGAUAUUCUUCACCCUCGCAUUCUGCAUGUUUUUAUGCUAUGUCGACCAAAAUGGCAUCACCGUUCUUCUGCCCAGCAUCGCGAGAGACUUGAAUGCUGCAAACACUAUCGCUUGGGCUGGCACGUCGGCCCUCAUCGCGAAUACUGUAUUUCAGGUACUCUAUGGCCGUCUGUCUGAUCUCUUUGGUCGUAAGAAAAUUUUCAUCGGGUGUGUCUUAUUGUUGGGUGCCUCGGACUUGGUAUGUGGCUUGACACCUAACAAGGAGGUCCUGUACGUCUUCCGCGGUAUAUCUGGCAUCGCCAACGGUGGUAUCGUGGCUCUGGUCAACAUGAUCAUGUCAGACGUCGUGACUCUACGACAAAGAGGCAAAUAUCAGGGUAUCAUCGGGUCUUUCAUCGGAUUUGGCAAUGCCGCAGGCCCCUUGAUCGCCGCUGCAUUCACUCAGCAUUCGACCUGGCGAGGUCUUUUCUACCUUAACGCACCUUUGUGUGUUGUCGCUGCGUGUCUCGCUGCAUACACUUUGCCACAGAGCAUGCCCAAGGUCAACUUCAGGGAGACUAUCGCUAAGAUCGACUGGGUUGGUCUCUUCUUCAGCACCACUGCUAUCAUCCUUAUCCUCAUCGCCAUAUCCGAUGGUGGUCACGGUACACCAUGGAACUCUGCUGAAACUAUCUCGAUGCUGGUGGUUGGCGGAGUCUGUGCGAUAGCCUUCGUCAUCGUUGAGUGGAAAUUUGCAAAGCUUCCCAUGAUGCCACUGGAGAUGUGGAAGAAUCCGUCAGUGGCAUGCAUGCUUGUGCAGUCAUUUUUGCUCGGUAUGAAUUACUACUCCCUCAUAUACUAUCUGCCACUGUAUUACCAAAAUGUUGGUGGAUACGAUGUCAUGAGGUCAGCGGUCCUCAUUCUUCCUCUGGUUCUGGUACAAGCGACGUUCUCUGCGCUUGGUGGGCAAUACAUGUCCUUUUUCGGCCACUAUAUCGAGGUCAUAUUCGCUGGCUUCGUUGUUUGGACUCUGGGCUCAGGCUUGUUGGUUUCUCUCGACGCCAACUCUCCCGUCGGCCACAUUUGCGGUUUCAUCAUCAUGGUUGGGUUUGGUUGCGGAUGUACAUUCCAGACAACCAACACAGCCAUGCAAGCACAUUGUCCCAAGUCACAACGCUCGGUCGUCAUCUCUAAUCGUAUGCUGUUGCGUCAAUUGGGCGGUGCAGUCGGCCUGGCGGUUUGCUCGGCUAUUUCAGGCAACGUUCUACAGUCAAGCCUGCCGGCACAUCUCCAAUACAUCGCCGACUCCACGUUCGCCGUGCCUGACCUGAACACUGUCAGCGCUGCCGAUCGAACAAGCAUCAGUACGGCAUAUGCAAACGCAAGCCGUACUGUCUUUAUCUUCUGCGUGGCGGUCAUUGGAAUAGCGCUCUUGCUCACCUUCUUCGUCACUGACAAGGGAUUGGUGAGAGAAGAAGACGUUGCUGAAGAAAAGGUCUGCGAGGCAGAAGUGGGACAUUCAGAUCAAGAUUCAGAGAAUGAGACCAGUGAUGAGAAGAAACCCAGUCUCGUCGCACGAUUCAAGACAUGGAGAGAUUCGUUGGUCAAGAGCGAAGAUGCCGCUAAGGAUAUUAAGAGUCCGCCUAUACCACUAAAACCCUUGAAUAGAGAGGAGGUCCCGGCGGAUCCCUCGUCAAAAAUUUUUCUAGAUACUAAAUAG